AAAUUUAAUAAUACCAGUAGUCAGCAGUGAUACUAGCACUAGCACAAGUGCAUCUACUACAAGUUCACCAACAACUACAACUUCUGGAGGAACCAAACUUAAUAUGUUUAAAAACUUUUUUAAAUCAUUUGUUCCACCAGUGAGAGAUGAAGAAAGUGAAACUCAAAGGAAAGCCCAUGCCAAACGAGUUCGUGAAACGAGAAGAUCCACUCAAGGUGUUACCUUAGAAGAAAUUAAAUCUGCAGAGCAGUUUAUAAAGAAACAAAACAAUAACAAUAAUGAAAUGGCCACAGCAUCGGAUUCUUUAAAUGGAGUGAAUGUUACAAUAAAAACUGCUUCGCCAACAAUAAUAACUCGUGAAUGUGAAGAAUCUCCCUCGGCAGUCGAAAGAAGGCCCUCAUGGAGAAUGAAAAUAGAUAAUGGUACCUGCAAGUUUAAGUUGGAAGAUGCCACAAAACCACAGGAAGGUCCUAGAACACCUCCAUUUAUUCGCAGAGCCAAUGCAUCCUCAAAUACUGUUCAAAGACCAUCCUCGGAGCCAAUUGAAACUGCAGAUACAACAGUUACAAUACAAUUACGAAGGCCGAAAUCACUAGAGGAGAAAGAACAAGAUAAAGAAAAUGAUGUUAGGAAUGCCCAAGCAACACUUGCUACACAAGCAGCUAUACAAAGAAGAAGAAGGCCUAAGAGACGGUCAACAGGUGUUGUAUCAUUUGAUAACAUAGAUGAUUUGGAUAAAGAAAAAGAACUAAUACAUGGGGGAGACUGUGAGGAAUCUAUAAAAUUAAGUCACCAAGAGGACAGAAAAGGAGGAAAGGAUGACAACAUCCUAUCAGCCGAACGCGCAGUUAGGUUAAGUGUACCGGAAAGAGACAACAGCACCAGCAACAGUACACCCAACCACGUCGUACCUGAAAGAGAAAUAAGAUUAACUAUGACCUGUGUCUCCACUCAUAGAACAGAAAGGAAAUGGGACACAACAUUCUAUCAGCAGAGCGCGCAGUUAGGUCGAAUGCACCGGACAGUGACAACAGUGCACCCUUCCUUGUCAUGUUCCUGCGGUUUGGUACGACCUGCGUUUCAACUCAUAGGACAGAAAAAGGGGGAGACAACAUCCUGUAAGCCGAACGCGCAGUUUAGGUCUAUUGCACCGGACGGAGACAACAGUGCACCUUUCCUUGUCGUGGUACGGCGGAUAACUGAAAAGACAAGAUAUGAUUAG
Anoplophora glabripennis (Asian longhorned beetle) is the source of this 1222-nucleotide messenger RNA. RefSeq names its product protein phosphatase 1 regulatory subunit 12A-like. Gene Ontology annotation, molecular function: enzyme inhibitor activity; phosphatase regulator activity. The annotation marks the transcript as partial. Gene Ontology annotation, cellular component: cytoplasm. The transcript has 8 exons. The record is from RefSeq and is a predicted model, not a curated record. NCBI's taxonomy places the organism in Eukaryota, Metazoa, Arthropoda, Insecta, Coleoptera, Cerambycidae.